CUAAACAAUUGGCAUAUGAUAGUCCCUACCUGUCAGUAAAUGAGAAUAAAAGCUGGCUUCAGCAGAGAAACUUUGUAGAAAUUACUAUCCUUCCUGCCCUUAAGAAAUAUAUUAAUAAAAGCCUUGAAUAUCUAGAUAAAGAAGUAGUUCGA
Molecule: messenger RNA, 152 nt
Organism: Scutellospora calospora
Lineage: Eukaryota; Fungi; Glomeromycota; Glomeromycetes; Diversisporales; Gigasporaceae
Source: the annotation of a GenBank genome assembly